AUGGAUGCGGAUGCUCUACAGAAACUUAUUCAUUUGCUCCAGGCCACAGAUGAUCCAUUAAUUCAAGAGCAAGCUUUAAUCACUCUCAGCAACAGUGCUGCCUUCUCUGUAAAUCAAGAUAUAAUCCGAAAUUUGGAUGGCCUUUGUAUUAUUGGAGGAAUGCUCUCAGACUGUGUUCCCAAAGUUAAAGAAAAAGCACUAAAUGCACUUAAUAAUUUAAGUAUGAAUAUUAAAAAUCAGGAGGAGAUACAGGUAUAUAUUACACAAGUGUGUAGCAACAUUGAGUCAGCUCCCCUGAACUCUGAUCUGCAGCUAGCUGGGCUCAGAUUGUUGACAAACAUGUCUGUUACCAGUGACUACCACCAUAAGAUGAUAAAUUCAAUUCCAUGCUUUCUUCGUUUGCUUUCAGAAGGAACUGAAAGAACACAGAUUCAAGUUUUGAAAGUACUUGUGAACUUAUCUGCAAACCCAGCCAUGACAAGACAUCUUCUCAGAGCUCAAGUAAGGUUCUUGCUAUUGCAUUGUAUUUUUAGCAUUUGUACAUGU
This is a messenger RNA of Tauraco erythrolophus (red-crested turaco), 546 nucleotides long. The record is from RefSeq and is a predicted model, not a curated record. Lineage: Eukaryota; Metazoa; Chordata; Aves; Musophagiformes; Musophagidae.